Messenger RNA from Austrofundulus limnaeus, 5383 nucleotides. It is a transcript of the gene trim66, whose product is annotated as tripartite motif containing 66. The coding region runs from base 507 to 4181 and encodes 1224 amino acids. Gene Ontology annotation, cellular component: chromatin. Gene Ontology annotation, molecular function: protein binding; zinc ion binding. NCBI's taxonomy places the organism in Eukaryota, Metazoa, Chordata, Actinopteri, Cyprinodontiformes, Rivulidae. The transcript is spliced from 18 exons. The record is from RefSeq and is a predicted model, not a curated record.
UUUCACCUGGGAAGAAUUUUUUUUUUUUACAAACUUCUUCAUUUUCUCUUUCUAAUAAAGCAGAAGGCUCCAGGUGCCACAGCACGUUUCAGCGCCUGAGAAACGUCAGAAGGAUCGCUGCUGCAGAAAAUCUCACGAUUAUCUGCGAGACUUGGAAUCUCCCAAAAAUAUUUUGUCCGGAUCCAAAGAGCGACACGCAGUGAGGAGGGGGGGAUCGCCACCCGGAGAUGCUCGGGGUCCAGCAGAAGCAGAGAGAGGAGAAUCUGACAGUCCGUUUCCUCCUCUGCAGCGAGGGGGUCCUACACUUGGAUGAACUGUGGGAGGAGAGAGCACAGGCAGGCUGUCAUGUAAGCUGUCUCCUCUGGGGCCCGCGCUCGCCUCGCGCUGCUUCCUGCCUCAGGUGGAAGCCUCAGAGUUUGUGCUGCUGAGGCGACAGGGCUGCGUUCUCUCCUCUCUCUUCUCCCUGCAGCCGAGCGGGCGAACACAUCCUCUCUCAAAGCGCCAGAAUGGAGAAGAUCUGCUCAGAGUGCACAGAGCCCACACUGGCGCAGAGUCUGUGUACGCUGUGCAACAAGUGGUUGUGUUACCAGUGCACCGACGUGCACCAGCAUCAGAGACCCCCCGCCGCAUCCCAGUACUCUGAUUCAUACCAGCAGCCGAGGCCCGGUGCCACCCAGUGUCCUGACGUCCACCAGAGGAACUCCGGCCCACUUCCUCCUGCUGGACAAGGCCUGAGGUCGUAUCCUUGUCCCCUCCUCAUGUGCCACUCUCAUAGACAGGAGCCCUUGGAACUUUUCUGUGAGUCAUGUGACCUUCUGUGCUGCAGCAGCUGUCACCUGUCCUCCCACAAAAACCACAGGGUGGAGCAGAUUGGGAAGGCCCUGCAGGACCAGCAGUGGCUGUUUGAGAACCUGAUGGUGCAAGUGGAAGAGAGGAGAUCUUUAGUGGAGAACAGUGCUAAACAAAUAGAAGACAGGCUACACGGAGUGAAGAUUGCACACAGGAAGGCAGAGAACCAGAUUAAAAUGGCAAAGAUGAUUAUGAUGAACGAGCUUAACAAACGAGCCAACCUAUUAAUAGAGCAACUGGAGAAGAUUUCGGAGGACUUUCAGCAGCGUCUGGAGGACCAGCUGCAAGGGGCAAUAGAGAUCUGUGGCCAGCUGGACCACCUUCAGAAGUUCAUCACCUGGGCCACGACCCAUCACUGCCGAGGCCCGGUUCUCUUCAGCAGGGCCCUGAUUUCACUCCAGAUGCAGCAGCUGCUUGAAGCAUCACUCCACCCAGACUCUUGGAACCCUUUAAAGAUUAAAUUUAACUGGGAUGCAAGCUACUGGACGAAGCAGAUUUCUUCUUUAGGCCAGCUGACUGUAGAAGGGGGAAACUGUGCUUAUCCUCCCGGCUUGGCCUGUUCCAGUAUUAUGAGGCCUCAGCCCAUCUCCUGCUUGGCUCUGCCCAGCUUGUUUCACAGAGGCAGAGAUCCAGGCUGUGGGUACCAGACCUGCUGCGAGCCGCAGAUGUGUUGCCUGCACGGUGUUCCCCCUCAGUCCGAUCUUUCCAGUCUGGACAAAAACCAGAUGGAAGCAACACUUUUCAGCUCCGGCUGCAGUCAGCCCGCUCUCAUCUCCGCUCCAGUGCACCAGAGUCAGCAGCUCCAGAGGUUUUGGGACACGGAGAGCUCCUUACAGUGUCCUCCCCCUCCUGCGUCCUCUCUCCCCGGACCCGUCCAAGUCAACUGCAGCCAAGGAUCUGCAUCCCAACCACAGACUGAUGACACCCUACCCCACCCAUACUCAGCCUGCCACCAACCCAGGAAGGACGUCGCCUCUGAGCGCUCCAGGUUGGGUCCGUGUAAGGAGAAGCUGUUGAGCGGCCCGGCUCAGCAGCUGGAGCUCAGCCUCAAAGGCGCGGACAGAGACAUGAUGACUGAGGAGAGGUGCAGAGAGGAGGAGGAGGAGGACACAUGUGGACGGACAGCAGAGGCUGGAGGCGGGGACCGGCUUGACGAGGAGCUGGAGGCAGACGGGAGGGGGCCGAGUCCCGUCCAACAGCAGCUUCACAUGUCUGCAGCAGCAGAGCAGCAGAGGACCAGAUCUGCUCUGAUGCUCAGAGACCACAGAGGUGGGAAGAGGACCACGUCCCUGGAGGUGUCAGCGGCGGCCCACGACGGUGCGUCUGACGUGCAGAGCUGCAGGAUCAGCCCCGGCUCUGCGAGGAGGAAGGGACGCUCCCGGAGCAUCCCGACAGAGCUGACAGCUCCUUCCUCCAGCCCCUACGCCGAAAGGCCRGCGGGAUGCGCUGACAGCCGGGAAACGGGAGCUGCAAAGAAGUUUGACGUUAUGGAUUCCAAACAAAGAAGAGCCUCAGAUGGAGUGCUUUGUGUUGUCAAAGAAACUGAGAAGACCCCACCCAGAGGACGCCUGUCACCUUCAUUACCCUACAAACUAGAGCCAGUUCAUCCAGUCGCUUUUGUGAACGAGGAGAUCGGUUAUGGAGCCAAGGAGAAACACAGAACGUCCAAAAACGGCUUCAGCAGCAACGGAGAGACGGUGAAGGACUCGGGCCGACCCAGGGUGCCCGUUGUUUGUUUGGAGCGUCUCAAAGUCCUCGUGUCGCAGCUUCCACCGCACGGACGAAGGCAGAGCGACCCUCUGCCCUCCAGCGAGAGGGACAAGACUGAACCUGUCCCUCAGCAGAGAACCUGGCACUUUGGAACAUCAGAGGGAAUAACUCGAGGCUCUGGCACCAGGAGGACCACCCGCUCCCUCACGGCGCCUUCAUACUCACAAACCCACAUUCAGUCAUCCAUGUCCUCAAAUAGCAGCGACUUUGACAGCCACAACAACAGAAGACAGCUCAGCUCUCAGAAAGCAUCUGUCCUGCUUCCCACCGACGCUCACUGUGUGCCACAACAUUACCCCGUGCUCGAUCUGGACUCUGACUCUGACCCCAGGUCGGUUUCAGAGGAUCCUUUUGUUUCAAUCGAUCCAGACCCGCGGCAAAACUCGGACGCAUCGCCGGACUCUGAUCCCAACGCACAGUCAUCGUCCGAGGCUGAAUUCAUCUUCGUGGCUGAGCGGAAACCAGCAGCUGCGGCAGAGAGGAGGCUGUGCGGAGAUUCGGAGCCAAGUCUUGAAUAUGAGGCAGAUCCAGACUCAGAUGAGGGACAGGAGCUGGACGCUGACGCCGAGUUGGGGGAUGCCGAAACAGAGUCUGACACUCAGCCUGAUUAUGAUCCGAUUUUUCAGGCUGAAACGGAUUCCGACGCCGUGUCCGGUCAGCCUCAAGACUCCCAGGCCUCCCUGGAGUCCGAGCUGGACCUGGAAUCUGAGCUUGAGCUGGCCGCCGACGACCCCCAGCCGCUCCGCUCGGACCUGGAGGAGGAGUCCCCCGUCGGUCCAGCUCAGAGGCCUCUUCUGAUCGCAAACCCCGGCGCUCAGAGGGUGGCGGAGGAGGCCCAGACUGAGCGGGACGUGGACGAGAUGGAGAGCGAGGACUUCUGUGCCGUGUGUCUGAUAGGAGGCGAGCUGCUGUGCUGUGACCGCUGUCCAAAAGUCUUCCACCUGUCCUGCCACGUCCCACCUCUCCUCAGCUUCCCCACUGGCGACUGGGUGUGCAGCCUGUGCAGAGAUGUUGUACAGCCAGAGGUGGAAUACAGCUGUGAGAACGAGAGAACACCUGGAGUUCACACUCACGGACUGUCAGCGUGUGACCAGAGAAAAUGCGAGCGACUGACGCUUCUGAUUCUCAGCAACAUGUUGAGCGCUCCCUUCCACGAGCCCGUCAGUCCGCUUGCACGCCAUUACUACCAGAUCAUCAAGAGGCCGAUGGAUCUGUCAGUGAUCAGAGCUAAACUCAAUAAGGGAAAUUCCAAACAUUACAGCUCAGCGGAUCAGUUUGUUACUGAUGUUUAUCUCAUGUUCCGUAAUUGUGCAAAGUUUAAUUAUCCCGACUCUGAGGUGGCCCAGGCGGGACGCAGCCUCGAGGUCUUCUUCACCUCAAAGCUGGGAGAAGUUUUCCCCGACAGAGUGUUCCCCGCGGCUGAGGUGGACUCGGACAGCGACGAGAACGACGCCGCCUGCUGGGCCGCUGAAAGUGGGUUCCCCUGGCCGGAGAGGAGGGAGCAGAGCCACAGGAAGAGGAAGAGGAGGCAGUCGAUCAAGUCGAGGAGGCACCACUUCUAACCAGAAAGUUAAAGCAGCAAAGGUUUUUGUGUGGAGGCAUCCAGUUUUUUAAAUUAAUUUUCUAAUUUUAAGGGUUGUUGUGACUUGCAAAAACAUCACAGUGCUGCCAUCUGAUGGCAGCUGAGCAUAUUGACACUUUACUGACUUUUCUUCCUGCAGGCAGCUGAUCAAAUGAGCAGAGCAGGUAAAAACCUGUUUAGGCUGCAUAUUGUUUGCUACACAUUCAGAAAUCUACCUUUAGAUGUCAGCAGAGUUCAUUUAACAUUUUCUCCACUUGUUUGUCUUGAUGCACUGUUCCAUGUAUUUACAUGUAAACUUUAAAAAAUCCUGCACGCUUUAUUCUAUAUGCUGUAUUAUACAAAGAGGGUGAUAUAAUGAGAUGGUUUUUGCAUCUAUUUUAGGUGAACUUUUCUAGGGUGGUAGAGUAAAAGUCAAAGAAUAAUAUUGCUUGUAAGUUUGAUACUUUUCAUGUUUUAAAUUUAAUUUAUUACUAUUUUAUUAUUAUUAUUUGUUUUUUUUUUUUUACAAAAGUUUUGUUAUAUACAUACGUGCCAGUAGAGAAAUAAAUUCUGCAGUCUCCCCCAUCCCCCCAAGUUUAAGGAACUUUGCACUUAUCUUAGGUUUAAUUCUUGAUAUAAUUUGUGUUCCUGUACUUUUAUUUUGAAAUGCAACAGCAGAUUAUUUGUGUUUUUGAGCAGAAUAGAUUAGAAGGUCAGUCACUGCAGGCACUAUAACAUCUGCUAGAGUUUAGUGGAGCUAAUAAGAUAUAAAAUUUUAUGUUUUCAUAAAACAAUCCAAAAGUCUGUGUACUUUGUAUUUAAUGUCAGCUUCACCUGUGUUUCUGCUAGAUUUUGGACAAUUUUAUUCUCUAACUCAGGCGUGUAUGAUUUUAAUAUUAUCUUGUGUUAUUACAAUGUCUUUACUAUUUGUAGAAUCAUAUUAUAAAAGUAUAAAGGACCUAAAGCAUUUUCUGCAUUAAACUAUUGUACGUUCAAUUCUCACUGCAGCCUAAAGUAGACGUCACCUGACUUUUGUUUCACAGAUGAUUGUUUAGUAUGUUUCACGUUAUUCUUUUAAAAACUGUAACGUUUCUGUUUAUUUYAAGGGCGACUGAUCAACUUUACUUACUGUUUCUAGAGGUUAUUUUUUGUUGUUAUUUUUACUGUAACAGACUUCAAUAAAAUGCACAUAUUGGUUAAAAA